AUGAAUUGUAAGAAGAAAAUACGCAUGUUUUGUGGUAUGUACCAUUUAGAGGGUCAACCGUUAUGGAUUGAAUUUGUCUCCGAAAAGUUUCAGGGAAAACCAAAAUGGCUGAUAGCUCUAUUAGCUAGGUAUUCUAGCUAUGACUUUGAAUAUUUUUUCAGAAAAAUAUAUCAGUUGGUAUACCAAUUGAAAUGUGAUAGAGGUCACGCUAACUGGAACUUUUAUUUAGCCUGUCAUAGUCUGGUUUUCGAUAAUGUUUCAGGGCCCAGAUAUUUUAAUAAUCUAGCUUCUAAAACUGUUACAUCUAAACGUUUACAUUACGAGGACCUGGAAUUGAAGAACGUUCAGAUAGGAGAUAAUUAUUGGCACAAUCUAACGUUCAGAAUUUUCCUCAACUCAUGUGAUCGUUCUAAUUUAAAAGUUUUAGAAUAUUUAGAUUUAAAUAAAAAUCUAGGUCCUGAAACAAAAUAUCAGAAAAAUAUUUUGUUCCAGUUAGGUAUUGAAAUUGAUAUGACAAAAGUUAGGAAAUUAUAUGUCGAUCGAAAAAAUACUUUCGGAGAUAAAUAUAGACCAUACCACGUUCAUGAGGAGGAGACUUGGUGA
Macrosiphum euphorbiae (potato aphid) is the source of this 603-nucleotide messenger RNA. The record is from the annotation of a GenBank genome assembly. Lineage: Eukaryota; Metazoa; Arthropoda; Insecta; Hemiptera; Aphididae.